CAUUCAAACAGUUCCCUAGUAGUGGGAGGGUGGUACCUGGUUGUCCGGUAACCCUGGGGGCUCUGAGCUAAGAGUUGUGGGGAAGUAACUCAAGCCGGGGGAACCAUUCCAGAAAACCAGCUGCAGAGAAAACCAAGGAGGUAGGCAUGCCCCACCAUGCCCCGCUUGCUAAGAAGGAUUUUAUGUUGAUGAGGAUCACUGGAUGAUUCAGAGCCCUAUGUCUUCCCCCAGCCAUGAGGAGACACCGCAGGAGCCCCAGCCCUCCAACUGCCAGAAGAAAAAGAAGAAAAGAAAACGGCUGCAGCGAGAGGCCAGCAUUCAAGCCCUCACCAAGGCCGGCCACGGGGCCCUCCAGGCUGGUCAGAGCCAUGAGGCCAUGGUCAGCUUCCAGAAGGCCUUCCUGUUGGCCUCAGAGGCCCCACGAGCCAGAGAUACCUCUGUCCUUCGGGCCUGUGCCUUCAACUUGGGGGCUGCCUAUGUGGAGACUGGGGACCCAGCCAGAGGCCUUGAGUUGCUCCUGCGAGCCCAGCCUGAAGAGAAGGCCCAGGGCAGGUGUCAUGGUGACCAGUGUUUCAAUGUGGCUUUGGCCUACCAUGCCCUCGGUGACCUGCCCCAAGCUUUGGACUGGUACCACAAGGCCCUGGGCCAUUACCAGCCACAGGGUGACCAGGGAGAAGCCCAGGCAAAAAUGGGAGCCUGCUACCAGGACCUGGGGCGGCCUGAACAAGCAGUACACUGCCUGCAGAAGGCAAGCCAGGCCUACACCCGAGCACGGCAGCCCCGGGCCGCAGCCCUCGCAUUAGGGGCUGCAGCCAGGUGUAUGCUGAAGAGUAGGCAGCACGGGCUGGGUGAGGUGGUGCAGGCGCUGGAGGAGAGCCGGAGACUUGCUGAGAUGAGCGCUGAGCAGGGACCGCUGGGCCAUCUGUAUAAUGACCUAGGCCUGGGCUACUCCCAGCUCCAGCUGUUCCCUCUGGCCGUGGAGGCUUUCCUGAGGGCCCUGCCCCUGUGCCAGCAACCAGGAGAGCAGGCCACCGUGCUAAGGAACCUCGGGAUGGCCCACAAUGCCCUUGGCAACUAUCGAGAAGCUUGUGACUUUCACCAGAAGGCUGCGGAUCUGCAUGGCUCUGUGGGGCAGCGGUGGGAGCAGGGCCGCAGCUUUGCUAGCCUGGCAUUCGCACUGAGUCAGCUGGGGGACCACAGGGUGGCCAGAGACAACUACCUGCAUGCACUGCAGGCUGCCCGGGACACUGGGGACAUGAAGGGGCAGUGGCAGGCCUGCGAGGGGCUCGGGGCUUCUGCAGCCAGACUGGGGCAGUACGACCAGGCCUUGAAGUACUAUAUGGAUGCACUGGCCCAUUGCCAGAAGGAGCCAGACUCUAUCCGAGGACGGCUGGUGGCCAAGCUGGCAGAUGCCAUGAAGACUCACUUGACCCAGACCCUGGUUCCAGGAAGGCCCGAGGCUCCAGACAGUGCCUGCCGGGCAGCAGAGACCUCAACCAGAACGCAAAGGGGCUCAGCAGAUGCCCAGUGCAGAUCUCUCAGUGGAUGGGAAGAUAGAGAGUUUGAGGAGGGCCACCAAGAGAAAGAAGUGGGGUCAGUGAAUGUUCCUGUGACAUCUGGGUCUCAGCAACAGCAGCGUCCAGGACACACAGACCAUCUUCCAUUUGGAGGUGCAGGCCCCUCCAGAGUGGGAUACCCCCACGUCCUGGUGCACAGUGGCCCCAAAGGUAACAGGUCAUCCAGGCGGCCCAGGGAAGCCUUCAGUAGCAGCCCUUUGAGGAGAGUUACCCAGUCUGGCUUCUGUGCAAUCACAUGACCUGGAUGCUUCAAGCAGGACUUGGGGUUGGAGCUGCUUCCCAGGCUUCUGACCCUGCAUGGAUGCGGGGAACACAGCAUGGUCAGUGAGUGGGCUCCCAUGCAGGAGGAGCAAGCGAUGCUGUCUCAGCCUGAGAGGGUCUCUUUGCUCCUCAUCAGGAAUUUGGGACUCACUGAGCAAAAGGGAAAAGGAUGGUGAAUUUCCCUUUUUCUUUCUGGAUCCAAACCUCAUGAUUGCUAUGGCCUUUGGCAGUUCUAAAACGAUGACUUCAUGGUUAGGUGACCUGGUGACUCUGGAGUCACUGACUUUCUGCAGAAGGUUACCUUUACUUAUGGGAAGUGGAGAUGUAGUGCUAAAGAAGACAUCUUCGCUAAGUCAGUAAGUUGCCCAGGCUAGGCUUGAACUUGCAAUCCUGCUGCCUCAGCCUCCCAGAGUGUGGGGGAAUUACAGCCGUGCACCACCAGUUUACAGAAGACAUCUUAACCAACCCCUGCACUCCACUUUCUCAGGCUUGUAGCCUAUAGGACAAUGACGAAUGCCAAGGCAAGCAACAAUGACAGAGCAUUUGUUGAACAUUUAGCGCAAGCCCCAUAUACUGCAGUCUUACAAAGAUUUCCUUCUCCCAAGCUUCAGAGGCACUGUUGUUAUCCCCUUUCAUGGUUAAGCAAAAGAAGCUCAGAGGGGCUCAGUGGUUUCAAUUCCAAGUCACACACAAAGUAGGUGGAGAAGCUUCAAACCCAGCAGCAUAUACCUUCUGUCCUGAACUGCACCUCCCUCCCCUGGCCAAGCCUUGCUUAGCAGGCUGUUGUGAUGUCUCACGUGUGCUCAUGCUGGUUGUGUGCAUUAUUAUAAGGUGGAAUUUAGUUAAAUAUUAUAUAAGUGGAUGAGCUAAGUGUGAAAACAAGCACUGUUUCUAAAAGCUGAGAUGGAUCCUUAAAAUACCUGAUUAAAGUGAGUCACUUUUAAAAGCUAA
Chinchilla lanigera (long-tailed chinchilla) is the source of this 2789-nucleotide messenger RNA. RefSeq names its product tetratricopeptide repeat domain 24 (gene Ttc24). The transcript is spliced from 11 exons. Lineage: Eukaryota; Metazoa; Chordata; Mammalia; Rodentia; Chinchillidae. The coding region runs from base 203 to 1816 and encodes 537 amino acids. The record is from RefSeq and is a predicted model, not a curated record. Gene Ontology annotation, molecular function: protein binding.